UGCACCGUUUUCACAGCCCCAAAAUAGUACGCCCCCGACGAACACAAAGUCACAACUCACAACAACAAACUUAUCGUUAUCUAUCCAAGCCACCGGAGCUGCUAAAUUCGCACACUGUUUCAUCCUCUUCCAUCUCUCUCCCUCUCUAGUUCGUCGCCGUUCAACCCCAUUUCUUCACUGAUAUAUACAUAGCCUCAUUUCUUUUCCUUUCCUCCAAAUGCCACUCUCUUGAUUCUGUCUGCUGUUCGCUGCAAUUCUCCUCCGGCUAUGCGGGACACCCUUCACCGCCAGUUCUACGCCCAGAACUUGCGUAUCGGCCUGUCCGGUUGAAUUGCUUAGCUUCAAUUUGUUUGAACUCUGUGAUUGCUCCUCCAUGUCCGCGUGGAUGAUUCGGUGGCUAUGACAGGCGCUUCUUCGAUGUCAGUUCUGGUGGAAUGUGGUAAUAUGUACAGGGCCUGGAAUGGGGAUGUGAGCGGGAGGUUGAACUGUGGUGUUCUGUCUUGUGCAUCCAAGGCUCCGAGGGCAUUGACUGGAUAUCUAGCCAGUACUGCCCACCCCCCGCAGCUCUCUAUUGGUUCUUAUGGACGGGCUGGAAAACAAAGUAGCAUUGGAUGUUCAGGAAUUGGAAGGUUGAUUUAUUAUACUAGGAGCAAUUGGAAGCUAUGCCGCUCUUUAUCUUGUUCCAUAAAACCAUCUGAGGAAAUAUCCCCUGAAAGUUUGUGGGAGGAUCUUCAACCGACUCUCUCAUAUCUAUCCCCUAAGGAGUUGGAAUGGGUCCAUAAUGCUUUGAAUUUAGCCUUUGAGGCACAUGAUGGUCAAAAGCGACGUAGUGGAGAGCCCUUCAUCAUACAUCCAGUUGCAGUUGCGCAAAUUCUUGGAGAACUGGAUCUGGACUGGGAAUCCAUUGCUGCUGGGUUAUUACAUGAUACAGUUGAAGAUACAAAUGUUAUUUCCUUUGAAAGAAUAGAGCAAGAAUUUGGUGUUACUGUACGCCGCAUCGUAGAGGGAGAGACCAAGGUAUCCAAACUUGGAAAGAUCAAGUGUAAGGAUGAAAAUCAUUCUGCUCAAGAUGUCAAAGCUGACGACCUUCGACAGAUGUUUCUAUCCAUGACUGAGGAGGUCCGUAUAAUAAUUGUCAAAUUGGCUGAUAGAUUGCACAACAUGCGUACUCUUUCACAUAUGCCUCCCCAUAAGCAGUCCAACAUUGCCAAAGAGACACUACAGGUUUUUGCUCCUCUGGCCAAAUUGCUUGGGAUGUACCAAAUUAAGUCUGAACUUGAAAAUAUUGCAUUCAUGUACACAAAUGCCCAAGAUUUUGCCAAGGUACAAAGACGAAUUGCAGAACUUCGUAAAGAGCAUGAAAAAGAACUCUUAGAGGCAAAAAGAAUACUGACAAAGAAAAUUGAGGAUGAUCAAUUCCUUGAUCUGAUGAACGUAAGCACCGAGGUCCGAUUAAUAUGCAAAGAACCUUACAGUAUCUACAAAGGUGUCCUCAAAUCUAAGAGCUCGAUAAAUGAAGUCAACCAAAUUGCACAGCUUCGUAUUAUUAUAAAACCAAAAUCUUGUUCCGGACUAGGCUGGCUUUGCAAUGUGCAGCAGAUAUGCUACCAUGUACUUGGACUUGUACACAGAAUCUGGACACCCAUUCCUCGAGCUAUGAAAGACUAUAUUGCUACCCCAAAGCCUAAUGGCUAUCAGAGCCUGCAUACAACUGUGAUUCCAUUUCUUUAUGAAAGCAUGAUGCGUUUGGAAGUUCAGAUAAGAACAGAAGAGAUGGACCUAAUAGCAGAGCGGGGCAUUGCUGCACAUUAUAGUGGGAAGUGUCUUAACGGCUUAAUUGCACACGUUAUGCAUAAUGGCUGUUCCAGUGAGAAGACAAUCUAUUUCAACAAUGCCAAUAUUGCUCUUAGGAUUGGCUGGCUCAAUGCAAUUAGAGAGUGGCAGGAAGAAUUUGUUGGGAAUAUAACAUCUAGAGAAUUUGUGGACACUGUUACAAGAGAUCUUUUAGGCAGUCGAGUUUUUGUAUUUACACCCAUGGGAGAGAUUAAAAAUCUACCAGAGGGGGCUACUGUAAUUGAUUAUGCAUAUAUGAUACACAAUGAUAUUGGCAAUAAAAUGGUGGCUGCAAAGGUGAAUGGGAACAUUGUCUCUCCUGUGCAUGUACUGGCCAAUGCUGAAGUUGUGGAGAUCAUAACCUACAGUGUCCUCUCAAACAAAUCUGCUUUCGAAAGACACAAACAUUGGUUGCAGCAUGCUAAAACACGUAGUGCCAGGCACAAGAUAAUGAGAUUUUUAAGAGAGCAAGCUGCUCUAUCUGCAACUGAAAUAACGGUGGAAUCAGUAAAUAAAUUUGCCGCUGAAUAUGGUAUUAAUAGUGAAAGAGAAGUGAUUGAUUCUUCUAAAGGGGCUAUAGUCACACCAGAGAAGAUUCUAAAGAAGGUAGUGAAAAUGUCGAGUGGCGAAGAUAAUUUUCAUUUUAACAGUAGUAACAUCCAGACCCCCAAGGUGAAUGGCAAUCAUAGUAAGCAUCUGCAGCAUGUGAGCUUGAAGGGCAGAGGAGAGACUUUAUUGCAGGGGAAUGGCGUUUUCAGGAUGAUUCAUGCUACCAUUCCGAAGUACCAGGAGGUGUUCCCGGGGUUGGAGAGUUGGGUCUCGAGCAAUGUAUCAUCGUGGAACAACCUUGAAGGACAUUCCAUACAGUGGUUUUGUGUAGUAUGCAUGGACCGAAAAGGCAUGAUGGGUGAUGUGACAUCAGCAUUGGCUGCAGCAAGCAUUUCGAUAUGUUCAUGUGUGACCCUAAUUGUCAUUGACAAAGUUGUUGCAGGCAGAUAUUGACAGAGGGAAAGGAAUAGGUGUCAUGCUAUUUCAUGUUGAAGCUAGCUUGGAUGAUUUGGUGGUUGCAUGUUCCAGAGUGGAAGUUAUCCUAGGUGUUUUGAGUUGGUCCACAGGUUGCAGCUGGCCGGGGUACAAUCAUAUUCUAGAAUGUUAGUUCGUGCACGGCGUUCUUCAAUGCUGUGCUGGUACAGAGUUUUGACCGCAAAAGUGUUCUUCGUUUCAUGGUUAGUUCCUAUUUCUCUUGAAAUUUUUUCAGAAAAAAAAAAACAUCGACAAUCAAACAUUAGAACCAACAGAAAACNUAUGGAAAAGAAGAGUAUUGUUGAUAUGAGGUAUACCUGUAAAGGCCAUUUUACAAGGGACAUGUGAAAAUAUGUCAUUGUUAGAGACAAUUUGUGUUGUAGUCAUUCACAUUUUGUGUAAAGAUUUGAUUCCAAAGGUACUGUAAGUUUUAUGGUAUUUGAAUAGCAAGCCGAAAUAAUAUGAUUUCAUCUUU
This is a messenger RNA of Cuscuta campestris, 3331 nucleotides long. Lineage: Eukaryota; Viridiplantae; Streptophyta; Magnoliopsida; Solanales; Convolvulaceae. The record is from the annotation of a GenBank genome assembly.